AUGAGGUCGACAACAGCUUCACCAUCAGCUCGAUCUUCAAUCUCGGACGAAAAUUCGCCACGAAAUGAUUCACAAAUAACUGACGAUAUUACUGCUCCACAAAGCACUCUAAGUUUACUUGAAUAUGGAUCAGAAAUGGAUAUGUCAAGUCAGGAAAAUGUAGAAUCACACGCGCCGAGAAUUCGUCGACCUGAAUUUAGCGGAUUACCUUUUCAAAAUCGUACUAUUCGAAUGGAAUCGGCUAGAAUUCGUCACCCAAGCGAAGAGCAUUCAUUCUAUCUCGAUUUAAUUGACAAUAUUCAAGUGACUCAAAAUCCAGUGCUUGAUGUUAAUUUGCAACAUAUAUGGUGUUUUAACCGCGCUCUAUAUCGGCAAAUUAUUUGUUAUCCAUCGGAAAUCAUUCCCUAUUUGGAUAUUGUGGUCAAUAAUAUCUUUGCUGAACGGUUCACGCAGAAAUUGCAUUGUCCUAUCGAAAUUCGUCCAUUUAAUGCGGAACAGACGCGAAGCAUGCGUGAUUUAAAUCCAUCUGAUAUAGACCAGUUGAUUUCCAUUACGGGAAUGAUUACUCGCCUAUCGCCUUUGAUUCCAGAGAUGCGACAAGCAUUUUUUCAAUGCUCAGCCUGCAGUUUUUCGGUUGAUGUGGAGGUAGAACUUGGUCGUAUAGAAGAGCCUACUUUAUGUGCAAAUUGUCAGCAACCUUUAACAUUUCAGCUAAUUCAUAAUCGAUGUCGUUUCAUCGAUAAACAACUUAUUAAGCUGCAAGAGUCACCAGAUGAUAUGCCGGCCGGACAAACUCCGCAUACUGUUACGUUAUUUGCAUAUGGUAGUCUUGUUGAAUCGGUACAGCCAGGCGAUAGAGUUAAUGUUACAGGAAUCUUUAGAGCGAAGGCUGUUCGUGUUAAUCCACGGACGAGAAAUACAAGUGCAGUUUAUCGUACUAACAUUGAUGUAUUUCACUUUAACAAAGUGGAUAAGAAAAAACUUCGGAUUGCUGAGAAUGUGACUUUAUCGUCUGAAAGAAUGGAACAGAUACUGCGCAUAGCACAACAGAAUGAUAUUGUCGAACUUCUAUGCAAUGCUAUCGCGCCUUCAAUACAUGGACAUAUGGAUGUAAAACUUGGUAUUCUAUGUUUAUUAUUUGGUGGGACUUUCAAACCAGAAAUGAAAGAAAGAGGACGAGUUCGAACUGAGAUAAAUAUGCUACUUUGCGGCGAUCCUGGAACCAGUAAAAGUCAGAUUCUUCAAUACGUAUAUAGACUAGUUCCUCGAGCCCAAUAUACGUCUGGUAAAGGAUCAUCAGCUGUUGGUUUAACUGCUGCUAUUGCACGCGAUCCCGACACCAGAAACAUGGUUUUACAAACAGGGGCACUUGUGUUGGCUGAUAAUGGUGUUUGUUGUAUUGAUGAAUUCGACAAAAUGAGUGAUAGUACUCGCUCAGUACUUCAUGAAGUUAUGGAGCAACAGACAUUGUCAAUUGCUAAAGCAGGGAUUAUUUGUCAGUUAAAUGCACGUACAUCUAUACUUGCGGCUGCAAACCCUGUCGAUUCGCAAUGGAAUCGGAACAAAACAAUUAUCGAUAAUAUUCAGCUACCUCAUACAUUACUUUCUCGAUUUGAUUUAAUAUUUCUAAUGGUGGAUGAACAAAGUGAAGCACGUGAUAGACAGUUGGCAAAUCACCUUGUUUCAUUAUUCUUUGAAGAUGCGGAAAAUACCGAAGGCCAAAUGCUUGAUGCCGGAUUUUUGCGUGACUACAUCGCUUAUGCACAUAAAUUUGUUCAUCCAGUGAUUAGUGAAGCGGCAUCUGUAUCGCUGAUCAAUAAGUAUUUGGAAAUGAGACGAGCUGGAUCUCAGUUUGGACAAAUAUCUGCUUAUCCACGACAACUUGAAUCACUUAUUCGCCUUUCUGAAGCAUUCGCAAAAAUACAUCUUCGUAAUAUUGUUGGUGUUGGUGAUGUAGAAAGUGCCUACGAAUUGUACCGCGAAGCACUUCGUCAGUCUGCCGUGGAUCCAACAACAGGGCGUGUUGAUGUUAAUAUUCUUACUGCAGGUGUUACUGCUAGAACUCGGAAAUUAAUUGAACAGUUGGCUGAUGCAAUUCAAACGGAAUUAAUUCCUCACCAUGGUAUUUCAAUUGCAGCAAAUAUCGUUAUGACUCAACUUCGACAAAAAAAUUUUGUUCGUGUUUUUAUUUCAUUUUUUACAAGUGCGAGAAUAUCUUUCACUAAGGAAUUAUUCGAUGAUGCAGUUGCUGAACUUAUAAAGAAAGAAAUGCUCGUUCGAAUCGGUGAUAAACUACGGUUUGUUGGUCCUAAAUAA
Molecule: messenger RNA, 2316 nt
Organism: Dracunculus medinensis (Guinea worm)
Lineage: Eukaryota; Metazoa; Nematoda; Chromadorea; Rhabditida; Dracunculidae
Source: the annotation of a GenBank genome assembly